Molecule: messenger RNA, 537 nt
Organism: Mirounga angustirostris (Northern elephant seal)
Lineage: Eukaryota; Metazoa; Chordata; Mammalia; Carnivora; Phocidae
Product: beta-lactoglobulin-2-like
Exons: 5
Coding region: 1-537 (178 amino acids)
Molecular function (GO): small molecule binding
Source: RefSeq, a predicted model, not a curated record
AUGAAGUGCCUCCUGCUCGCCCUGGGCCUGGCCCUCGUGUGUGGCAUCCAGGCCAUCGUCAUCCCCCAGACCAUGGAGAACCUGGACCUCCAGAAGGUGGCUGGGACGUGGCACUCCGUGGCCACGGCGGCCAGCGACAUCUCCCUCCUGGACGCCAAGACCGCCCCCCUGAGGGUGUACGUCCAGGAGCUGAGACCCACCCCCGAGGACAACCUGGAGAUCAUUCUGCACAAAUGGGAAGGCAACAAGUGUGUUGAGAAGAAGGUCUUUGCAGAGAAAACUGAGCAUGCAGCCAAGUUCAACAUCAACUAUCUGGGGGAGAACACGGUCUUCGUGCUCGACACGGACUACAAGAACUACCUGUUCUUCUGCGUGGAGAACACGGACGCGCCCGAGCAGAGACUGACGUGCCAGCACCUGGCCAAGACCCUGAAGGUCGACAACCAGGUCAUGGAGAAAUUCAACAGAGCCCUCGAGACUCUGCCCGUGCACAUGCGGAUCAUCCUGGACCUGACCCAGGGCAAGGGUGAGCUCUAG